This is a messenger RNA of Ascoidea rubescens DSM 1968, 453 nucleotides long. It is a transcript of the gene MXR2, whose product is annotated as peptide-methionine (R)-S-oxide reductase. The coding region runs from base 1 to 453 and encodes 150 amino acids. The record is from RefSeq and is a predicted model, not a curated record. The transcript has a single exon. Gene Ontology annotation, molecular function: peptide-methionine (R)-S-oxide reductase activity. NCBI's taxonomy places the organism in Eukaryota, Fungi, Ascomycota, Saccharomycetes, Ascoideales, Ascoideaceae. Gene Ontology annotation, biological process: protein repair; response to oxidative stress.
AUGAGCAAAGGUUAUUCUACAAACAUUCCUGAGGCGUAUCCCAUUCAAAAGAGCGAGCUUGAAUGGUCCAGUACUUUAACGCCCAUGCAAUUUGAGGUUUUGAGAAAUAAAGCAACUGAGAGAGCAUUCUCUGGGGAAUAUUAUCAGCACAGUGAGAAGGGAGUAUAUAACUGUGCAGGAUGCAACCAGGCAUUGUACAAGUCGUCAACCAAGUUCAAUGCUCACUGUGGAUGGCCAGCGUUUUACGAAGCGAUUGAAGGAGCAGUAGUCACCAAGACUGAUAUAUCAUUUGGUAUGGAAAGAAUUGAGAUGUUAUGUUCGAAAUGUGGUGGGCAUCUUGGGCAUAUAUUCAAAGGUGAAGGAUUCAAUACGCCAACAGAUGAGCGCCAUUGUGUUAAUAGUGUUUCAUUGAAAUUUACAAGUGAUCCUACACCAAAGAAAGCAGACGAUUAA